Messenger RNA from Parnassius mnemosyne (clouded apollo), 714 nucleotides. Lineage: Eukaryota; Metazoa; Arthropoda; Insecta; Lepidoptera; Papilionidae. The record is from the annotation of a GenBank genome assembly.
AUGAGAGGUCAUAAGAUCGUGAUUCCCGAGACGUUGCGUAAAAGGGUGUUAGUUGAGUUACAAAAAACACAUCUGGGUAUCGUAAAAACCAAGGCCGAAGUUCGAUCCAGAUUUUGGUUUCCGGGCGUAGAUGAGGCCGUGGAGCAUAUGAUAGGGACAUGUGAGGUAUGCAUCAACCUGCGGCCAUCUCCUCCGCGCGUGCCGCCGGCCCCCUGGCCUCGGACACACCACCCUUUCACCCGCGUACAUAUGGAUUUCCUGGGUCCCAUAGCCGGUCGAAUGUAUUUAGUGGUCAUUGAUUCGUACUCUAAAUGGCCGGAGAUAUACGAUACAGCUAGUUCUACUUCCUCCGAUACAGUCAUUGAAAAGAUGUACGAAUUCAUAUCUAGGUUCGGCAUACCGCAAACGAUUGUAAGCGACAAUGGAACGGCGUUUACUUCACAAGAAUUUAAACGUUUCUGUGAAAUAAACGGGAUAUCACACGUUACGUCGCCACCGUAUCACCCGGCAAGUAACGGUCAAGCCGAAAGUUAUGUAAAAAUAGUCAAAAAGGGUAUAAAAUCAAGUAUUAUGUCUAGCAGCAACACAAAACAAUCAAAAAACAAUUUAUUAAAGUUUUUGUUUGAUUACCGGAAUUCAAAGCACUCGACCACCGGCAUGUCACCCGCCGUGUUGAUUUUCGGGCGAAAGCUAAACUCGCGCUUAGACAGAUAG